GCUAGACCCCAUGCCAUGACGUUACAAUCACAGUGAAAUUAGAGUACGAGGAAAAAAGCAUUGACAGAAGUUCCAAGGUAGUUACAAUGCCGCCUCCACCCGAAUUGAAAGUUGUUUUAUUGGGUGACAAUUGCGUGGGAAAAACAUGCUUAGCACAUCGAUUUGUGACGGAUACUUUUAUAUCGCCAUCAGAAUCAGAGACUACAAUUGGCGCGGUGUCUGUGUCAAAAGAAGUUCGAGUAAGCAACAAAAAAAUUAAACUUGGUGUAUGGGAUACAGCAGGCGAUGAGAGGUACGAUGCAAUGACAAAAUUUUAUUAUAGAGGAGCAAACGCUUCGGAAAAAAAAAAAAAAAAAAAAACUUCGGAAAAAGUCAAGUAUUGGAUCAAUGAAUUGAAGAGUGUAGAAGAAGGCUGUAGCAUUUACGUUUGUGCUUUGAAAAAAGACUUAUUGAGAUUUACUGAGCGCGAUAUGGUGAGACAUCUUGAACAUAUGGAGAAUUAUGCCGAUGAAGUGCCAGCAAAAUUUUAUAUAACAUCUAGUAAAACUGGACAAAAUGUUGAAUUAUUUCAGGCCAUUGCAGAGACGUGUGUUCCAACUGUGAAAAACCCACAUACACAGAAAUUGAGUGACCAAUUUGAUACGUUGUCAUUGGACAACAAAAAUCCGUGUUAUGUCUAGGUGCGAAGAUGAUAAUACAGACAAGAAAUGAGGCUUCAUAGCAAUAAGAAAUUAUGAACAGGUUAGCAAGAUCAUGUUAUUGGCAAAUACACACUUCAUUUGCAGGUUUUAUUUUUUUUUUCAUACUUCUAGCCCAUUAUCAAAACAAACAACAACAAAGAAUCACAAGUUUACACGGAUUGAUUGUUGUAAAGUCGUGCCAUAUCGCAAUAACAUGAGAUAUUCAUUGCGAAUGACUAUAUAUGAACAUAUAUUUUUCUACUGCAAUUUUUUUACAUUUUCAGUAAACUGUGAUUCACUAAAAAAUAAUAUUUUUUUUGAUCCAGUGUGGAUAAAGGGGAUCGUCAACACGGCUGAACGAUCCCCUUUGUCGUCUUAAGGUUCCUGAUAAUUAAGAAAAACUUUAUCCAUGUGGUAAACACGAGUACUACAAACAGAAUCUUUAAUUUUUGCAUGGAUUCAACUCAAUUGAAUACAAUGAAUUCUAAAAAAUAAAAUGAUUCUAAAAUAUUUUAAAUAUGUUUUGACAUAAAAUAUACAGUGGAGGAAAUUGUUGAAGCUCUUCACAAAAAUGUCUGGAAACAAUUAUUAUAAGAUGGAUCAUUGUAUUUUUAAUCUGAUUAAAAUAAAGAAUUUUCAAGUUGUAGAGAACGCUGUUCAGCUUCUCGAAAAAUGUUUGAAAAAAUUCGACAAA
Molecule: messenger RNA, 1374 nt
Organism: Venturia canescens
Lineage: Eukaryota; Metazoa; Arthropoda; Insecta; Hymenoptera; Ichneumonidae
Product: ras-related protein Rab-24-like
Exons: 4
Coding region: 87-680 (197 amino acids)
Cellular component (GO): endosome; Golgi apparatus
Molecular function (GO): GTPase activity; GTP binding
Source: RefSeq, a predicted model, not a curated record